AAUGAGAACCGUGAGGGAAAAAGAAACAGCUGCAUCACCACUUCUCUCUCAGCUCAGGAACGUCUUGGAGAACAGUUACAGCAGACGAGCAAUGCAAAGGUAAUGUGCUGCUGGAAUUGAUCGCAACACCGGUGGCCUAAUGCCCCUGUAGCUCGGGGAUUAAACGUUGCUUAGCCUGACCAGGGGAGGGCUGGGGAAGCACAGAUGCUUUGCUUGAACAUGCCACGCAAGCAGCAGAGACGGAUAGGCAGGAGGAGCUGAGUCUCUCCUCUGAAUUGCUGCUGUGCUGGGGCCGGAGAAGAGGGGAUUGGUCUUUGACUGCUGGUUGCCGCCACGUACCUGAAGGUAAGCAGCUAAAACGGGCACACUGGAAGAUGAACAAGAUCUGGAAGUUUUUUCGAGGGAGUGGGAGAGCCCUGGCUUUCAUCUUCAUUGCUUCUGUCAUCUGGUUGCUCUUUGACAUGGCAGCUCUCCGCCUCUCAUUCAAUGAAGUUAAUACCAGAGUCCUCAAAGAAGACUUCAUUCAGAGAGAGAGAUUCAAAGUUCUGCGAGACCAAGGGAUUGUCCCUCCCAAGAGCACUGGGCAGCAGACCCAAAUUCCCACCAGGAUCUACAGAAAGGAAAAAUAUAAGAGGACAGAAGAGAAAUGGGGGAAAGCUGAUAAUUCAGACCAACCCAAGGUUGGAAAAGAACUGUUCAAAGGUGCAGAAAGAGGCAGCCCAACAUCUUGGGUAGGUUUAAAUAAAGUGGUUGUGCCUUUGAAGAGAGACCCAGGACAUCCGCUGAGCCCAAAGCCCUCUCUUCCCAUGCAAGAGAGACAGGGGGGAAAUCGAGUCAAAAUUGGUAAUUUAAGUAGGGUGGCAAGCAAAAAUUAUACAGUUUUCCACAUACCCCAGCAGACCCCAUCAGCCACCGCCUUAGCACCAGGAAAUGCAGCUGUCAAACUCUCAAACAAGUUCCCUCCUGGAAAAAACCUAUCUCCGCUGGGAGGGAAACUUACAACUGCAUCAAAGCACCACACUGUGGGAGAUCUGAAAAUGGGGGCCACGCUGAAAUAUCCCCCACCUGAAUUAAACCGAGAACUGCAAAUGGAGGGAGUUGUAAAGCAAUCCCCACCUGCUCUAUCCGUGCCCAGAGCUGAGAAGACGAUGUUCCCAAAGGAAAGCCAGGCUCAGCUGAAGGGAAGAAAUCAACAUGAACACAUAGCCAGGAAAAACUGGACUUUCCCUGUCAUGGAGCUCACUGCAAACCCAGAUCACCUUCAAACCUUCUCUGCCAAGGAAACAGGGCUAGGGCUCCAUCUUAAAGAAGACAGGACCAGAGAGGGUCAUGAGAAGGUACACAAUGACUCUGAGAGUCCCAUUGUGAUUGUUACAAAGGAGCAGUUGGAAACAAACAUCGCAGGCCUCCCUAACUCCAAAGCCUAUUUUAAAGUCACCCUCACAGAGAUUUCAGAAAAGAUCCGAGAGAACGCCGCUCCCAGGAACAAAAGUGAAGAGGCUUUGCCUUUAAACAUCUCACCCGAGGCUGCCAGGUUUCAGACCCGCCAAACAUUUGUUCAAGGAGCAGCGCUCACCAGGGCACAUUUAGAGACCGAGAAUCUGUCUAGGGAACAGAACCAAAGCCACAAGAACAUCUAUUCACCUCAGGAUCCCAGAAUGCACAAAGUCCUCACUCUCGAUGUGACCCUGUCUCCGAGAGACCCCAAAGCUCCAGGCCAGUUUGGGCACGCAGCAGUCGUUCCUGCAGAGAAGCAGGAGAGGGCAAAGAAGAGGUGGAAAGAGGGAAACUUCAAUGUCUAUCUGAGCGAUCUGAUCCCAGUAGACAGAGCCAUUGAGGACACAAGACCUGAUGGGUGUGCAGAGCAGUUGGUUCAUAAUGACCUCCCGACCACCACAAUCAUCAUGUGCUUCGUGGACGAGGUUUGGUCCACUCUUCUUCGCUCCAUUCACAGUGUUCUCAACCGUUCUCCUCCCCAUCUGAUUCAAGAGAUUAUCCUAGUGGAUGACUUCAGCACUAAAGAGCACCUUAAAGACAAUUUAGACAAGUAUAUGGCACAAUUUCCAAAAGUUCGUGUACUUCACCUCAAAGAACGACAUGGAUUAAUAAGAGCCAGACUUGCUGGUGCAGAGAUUGCUACAGGUGAUGUGUUGACAUUUUUAGAUUCCCACGUGGAAUGUAACGUUGGGUGGCUGGAGCCUCUGCUAGAAAGAGUCCGUUUACACAGAAAGAAAGUAGCAUGCCCAGUGAUUGAAGUCAUUAGUGACAAGGACCUGAGUUACCAGACAGUGGACAACUUUCAAAGAGGUAUCUUCACGUGGCCCAUGAAUUUUGGCUGGAAAUCAAUUCCUCCAGAAGUAAUUGAGAAAAAUAAAAUGAAGGAAACUGACAUCAUAAGGUGUCCAGUCAUGGCAGGUGGACUGUUUUCUAUUGACAAAAAAUACUUUUAUGAACUUGGAACAUAUGAUCCUGGACUCGAUGUUUGGGGUGGUGAAAAUAUGGAGAUUUCAUUUAAGGUGUGGAUGUGCGGGGGAGAAAUCGAAAUUGUUCCCUGCUCCCGAGUGGGGCACAUAUUUAGGAAUGAUAAUCCAUACUCCUUCCCCAAAGACCGGGUAAAAACAGUGGAGCGGAACCUGGUUCGGGUGGCAGAGGUCUGGUUGGAUGAAUACAAAGACCUUUUCUAUGGUCAUGGCUUGCACCUCCUGGAGAGACGUUCUGAUAUAGGAAACCUAACCCAACAAAAAGAACUCCGGAAGAAAUUACAGUGUAAAAGCUUCAAAUGGUAUCUGGAAAAUGUCUUCUCUGACUUGGAGGCUCCUGUCGUAAGAGCCAGUGGGGUGCUCAUUAAUGCAGCCUUGGGAAAAUGCAUUUCCCUAGGGAAUGACACUGUGGUUAUGGAGGACUGCGAUCUAAACAGUAAGAUGCAACAGUUCAAUUAUACCUGGUUAAGAUUUAUAAAACAUGAAGACCUGUGCCUAGCUCCUCUGUCUGCCAGCGAAAUCAUGGGUCUGUCCCCUUGUGAUAACAGAAACAAAGGGUUGAAAUGGUUGCAUAAAUCACUGGUUGCUCUUCGUCCAGAACUCAUGGAUCACAUUGUUGUGGCAAACAUUAAGAAGCCCACGUGCUGGGAAGCAAACCACAAUCAUAAUACCCUAAGAAUGACUGCUUGUGACUCCAUGAAUCCAUAUCAGAAGUGGAAAUUUGAAAAAUACUAUGUGGACUGAAGAGGAGCUAGGAGGAGCUAGUCAAAAUCAAAAUCCAGCCUUCUUUCUAAUCCUCUAAACUCACUAAAAGCACUUGAGACAACAAAAACAAAAUGUGUUUACAUAUGCAAAUGGGGGUAGAAUCCCUUGGCAUUUUAAAGGGAGGAGAGAGCAAAAUUCCCAAUUCCAGAUGGUUUCUUGCAGGCAAGGCAGCCCAGACAGUUUUCAACUUUGUUCUGAGAUCUUUCUUAACUAUUUGACAACAUUUAGCAUAGUCUCCCUCACCCACAGAUCUUCUUCGGCAGUCUCCAAAGAUGCUCCAUGAACUGGUCAGAUAACCAGUCCUUGAGUCUUUAACAGUUCACUGACACACCAGAUACCAUUCACAUAAGCACUGCUCUCUUAGCAAUUGAGUGGCAUGGCAGAUAUCUGUAAUCUUGGGUACCCUAAGGCAACCAUUUGGAAGUAUUAAAAUAAUGGUCUUAAUUUCCAAUGUGCUUUUUCCAAAAUUUCAUCUGCCUUCAAGCCUGUGGCUGGUGUUAGCAAAGAAGUAAAUAAUUCUCUUUUAAGGUUCAGUCAUAAAUAUUCACAUCAUUGAUGUUUUUCUGUUUCUAAAAUGUUUGUCUACCAACCUGGAAUGGGAUGGCGAGGAUUCUGGAUUGGACAAGAAGAUAUCUCAAAGCUGUUAGUGUUUUGUGACUCCCUAGAAUAAAAAGCCUGUGUGGUAGAGAAGCCACUUCUAACUAGACCAGUUGUUUAGUAAAUGCUUUAUCCUCAAUUCAAGGGAGUUGGAUGUAGAUAUACAAGCCAUAUCUGUAGUUCACAUGGCCAGUGAAAAUUUAGAACCUAAAGAGGAAACUCAGUACGCCUAGAUAAGAAAUGCCUUCAAAAGAGGCAUAAGAUGACCUAGAUGAUCUUCAUCCAGUCCUUGAACCUUAUUUCUGUGUUAUACAUAGCACAGUUCUUCAACAUGGCUAAAGGCAGUUACAAUGAGAAAAACAACUGGAGUGGUGAGGUCUGGAGAAUAAUGAUAUAAAUAAAUUUUUAGUAGAAGACAUCUUUGAAAAUCAAACACACAAAAUGAAUCCAUGAGCUUGUCAAAAGAUACACCCAGUAUGGCAGCCACAAAUGGAGCAUUGAAAUGGGCUGCAACAGAUUAUGGUAACAAUGGAGGAAAGGCUGAUGGUUUAGAAGAGUGAGCUGCACAGUUUCCAAGCAGAUUUUAAGGGAAAAGCCAUAUAGUUAUUAGCUAGAGGAGGAGGAGUCUGAACUUGGUCAGUAAAGUUUGAUGGAAGCAUUCCAAAAAUAUAAAUGUUCAUUUGAACUCAACUGAGCCUUUGAAUUUGUCAGGUAUUAUGUGUUGCAUCUCUUUGAAAUAGUUUAUCCUGGCAAACUCCUUAAAACAUUUACCAGCCCAUGAGAAUACUGUACCAGCCUGCCUUAUUCCCAGAAGGGACUCAGGCAGUAGAGUAAAUGAAAUCAAAUCACAUUCUGCAAUAUAUUCAACAGACACAUUGCAGCACAUUCUAGGAACAGGAAUGGCUAGGUGCAAGCCUGGAAAAUUUUCAAUUAGUUUUAAUUUGGCUUUUUAAUUGCUUUGAACCAUGCUGUUGAAAUGGCCGGCUCACUGGAAAGAGCACGGGCUUUGGAGUCAGAGGUCAUGG
Ornithorhynchus anatinus (platypus) is the source of this 4867-nucleotide messenger RNA. It is a transcript of the gene GALNT5, whose product is annotated as polypeptide N-acetylgalactosaminyltransferase 5. Gene Ontology annotation, cellular component: Golgi apparatus. The coding region runs from base 375 to 3224 and encodes 949 amino acids. Lineage: Eukaryota; Metazoa; Chordata; Mammalia; Monotremata; Ornithorhynchidae. The record is from RefSeq and is a predicted model, not a curated record. The transcript has 10 exons.